AGAUUCAAUCACUACAGACCAAAAAUCAAUCUGUCAUAAAAUAUAUAUAAGCCUAGAUUUCUCCCUCAAUUAUCACUAGCCAUCUCUUUUCAUAUGAAUCACUUCUUCUACCAAAUGCUCUCUCUUCUCUGAAAUUCAUUUCUCUGCCAGUUCACUUACAGAUCAUCAGAUCAGAGGCAAAUUGUAAUCUUUGACAAGUUACUUCUUUCAAUCAACUCGAUCAAAGUGUUCAUCUUGAGAUUAAAGUUUGUGCGCACUUACAAAAGUAAUCUGCAGUGUUCUUAAAGAUAUAUAUUGGAUAGUCGCUCUGAAAUUCAAUUAUCUGCCCAUUCACUUACAGAUUAGAUCAGAGAGACAAUACAACGUAUUUGAGAUUAGAAAGAUGCCAAACAACUCUGAUAAAGCUGUGGGUUUCAAGAAGGAAGCAGAAACAAUCAUAAAUCAGCUUAUAUAUGGAUCAAAGGAGAGAGAAGUUGUUUUAAUUGCAGGCAUAGGUGGAUUGGGAAAGACAACUCUGGCUAGGAGAGUGUAUGAGGAGAAAAAUGUAGCCAACUACUUUGACAACCGUGCAUGGUGUACAGUUUCUCAAGAAUAUGAUUACAAGGACUUGUUGCACAAAAUAUACAGUCAAGUAUGUGGUAGGGGGAUAGAGAUUGGCAAUGUAGCUGAAGAGCUUCGCAAAAGUUUGAUGGGAAGGAGAUAUCUCAUAGUGUUGGAUGAUAUUUGGAGUGUUGAAGCAUGGGAAGAGUUAAGUAGAGUUUUUCCCUCAUGUGACAAUGGAAGUAGAAUUGUUUUAACAAGCAGAGAAGAAAGUGUGGUUUCUGAUGCCAAACAUAUUUGUCGUCUUCCUUUCUUCACUAUUGAUGAGAGUUGGGAAUUAUUGCAAGUGAAGUUAUUUAAAGGGAAUGAAUGUCCUAAAGAGCUUGAAAGUAUUGGUAAAGAAAUAUCUAAAAAGUGUGGGGGGCUACCGUUGGUAGUUGGUUUGGUAGCCGGGCUUGUGGGAGGAGUUGAAGAGAGUGAGCAAAUGUGGCAAGAAUUUUUUCUUACUUUAAACUCAUGUGCUGAGUUUAGAGAGGGAAUACGGAGCAAUGACGCGAUAGAGCUUAGUUACAAGUAUUUAUCAGAUCAUUUGAAACCAUGCUUACUUUACUUUGCAGCAUUCCCAGAGGAUGAAAGAAUUGAAGUUUCCUAUCUAACAAAACUAUGGAUAUCUGAAGGGUUCAUAGACAUUAAGGAGGGGGAGAGAGUAGAAGACACGGCAGAGUCUUGCUUGAAGCAUCUGGUUGGCAGUAACUUAGUAAUGGUUUCUGAAAGGAAGUACGAUGGUGGCAUCUUAUCAUGCGUUGUUCAUGAUUUUGUACAUGAUUUUUGCUUAGCAAAAGUUAAAGAGGAAAAUUUCUUGCACGUAAUUAAGAUGGAAGAUAAGUUGAAUCCAACUCUGGAAUUUACUCCACACCGAAUAUCUUUCCAUAGAUAUAGUUAUAAUAAUGAUGAGACUCCUAAUGAAUUGGUACCAUGGAAUUCUUCUAUCCACACACUUUUGGGUUACUCAAAUGUACUGUACAUCAGUUUGGAAGGUGAUGCUCCACUGGUAAUGUACGGUUACGAACCUGUAAAGGUUUAUAAUGGCUCAUGGUUUGCCAAAAAAUUUGAACAGCUCACAAUCUUGGAUUUAGAGUUCAUUGGUGUGGAUAAAUUAAUUUUAUCUGAAAUUAACUCACUAAUUCAUCUAAGAUACCUAGCUCUCUAUCUAUGUGGAUGUGGUUCUGUCUCACCAUUGUCACUGAAAAAUCUUGAAGGUCUCAUAACAUUAAAGUUGACUUCAUACAAGGAUUUGCAUUUGCCAAAAUAUUUUUGGAAUCUGAAAAGUUUGAGACAUAUGAUUAUCCACCACUAUGAUUGUGAUUCAUGCCCAACAAAACGAACUCCCGUUAUUGAAACAAAUUCUGGUUUACAAGUCUUAGAUUUGAAAACUUGUUUGAGUACAAGGGAUGAGCAUUUAUUGAGGAAGCUUCCCCAUCUUAAAUAUUUGAGCUGUCUGGUCUCGCCAACAUCUUCAUUUCCUGAAAUUGACAUUCUCCAUCAUCUUGAAUCUCUUUGGUUAUACAAUAAUUGCUAUCGUGAUCCACAUAACCAUGUGAAUCCACAUUUUCUUAAUGAUCUUAAACUCAGCAAGUUUCCAUCAAGUAUUAGGGAAAUAAAUUUGGUGGGUAUUACUCUUUCGGUGUCAGCAAUUUCAAUAAUUGCACAACUCUCCAAUCUCGAGGCUCUAAUACUAAGAUGUUGCAAGUUUGAGGGUUUAGAAUGGGAUGUGGAUGAGGAAACCCAAUUCCACAAACUAAAAUACCUCCAACUAGACCAUCUUGAUAUUAGAAUUUGGAAUAUUUGUAGUGAAGAGUCUUUUCCUUGCCUUGAGCAAGUAAUUUUGGAUUAUUGUGUGGAGUUACGUGAGGUGCCUUAUAGAUUGGUAGAUAUUUUAACAUUGAAACUACUGAGUGUGCGUAGUUGCCAUAACACUGAAAGUUCAGUGAAAAAAAUUGAGGAAGAUGCACGAGACAUAGGAAAUGAGCAACUUAAUGUCCAGGUUAUAUCAAGUAAUCGAGAGACAGGGUGUUUACAAAAAAGAGUUGAUCAAAUUGCGGAACUGAUUAAAGAAGUGUGAUUGUCAGACUUUGUGAGCUGUAAACCAGUUUGAUGUGUGAACUACUUAAUUACAACUUGUUAUCACUUGACACUUCUAUAUCAUAUUAGUAGGCUAUUAGCCCGUAACAACUUGUGAACUACGUAAUUUUGUUU
Ipomoea nil (Japanese morning glory) is the source of this 2796-nucleotide messenger RNA. RefSeq names its product putative late blight resistance protein homolog R1B-16. Gene Ontology annotation, molecular function: ADP binding. The record is from RefSeq and is a predicted model, not a curated record. Gene Ontology annotation, biological process: defense response to other organism. The coding region runs from base 383 to 2662 and encodes 759 amino acids. Lineage: Eukaryota; Viridiplantae; Streptophyta; Magnoliopsida; Solanales; Convolvulaceae. The transcript has 5 exons.